AUGUCUAUAAAUAUCUAUACAGGAAAUCUGGCUGAAAUGAUGACAGAUUAUGACAAGGCUAUGAAUUGUUACGAAUCUGCUCUUCGGCACAACCCAUACUCAAUUGCUGCUCUUACACAGAUCGCGUCUCUCUGCAGAAGUCGUGAACAUUUUGCUAGGGCUGUAGAAUACUUUAAACGAAUCUUGGCUAUCCAAGAGAGCAAUGGAGAGACCUGGGCUGCUAUUGGUCAUUGUUACUUGAUGAUGGAUAAUCUUCAGGAAGCAUAUCAAGCCUACCAACAAGCGCUAUAUCAUCUCUCAAAUCCAAAGGACCCUAAAUUGUGGUAUGGAAUCGGAAUACUCUAUGAUCGUUACGGCUCGCUUGAACAUGCAGAAGAGGCAUUUUCUGCGGUAAUGAAAAUGGAUCCCAAAUUUGAAAAGGCCAAUGAAAUCUACUUUCGGCUUGGUAUUAUAUACAAGCAGCAGCAAAAGUUUGAUCUUAGUCUACAGUGCUUCAGAUACAUCCUUCACUCUCCUCCUAAACCAUUGACCGAAUCAGACAUUUGGUUCCAAACUGGUCAUGUACACGAACAACAAAAAGAUUAUGAAUUGGCAAAAGGAGAUUAUGAACGCGUGUUGUCAGAAAACCCUGAUCACGCCAAAGUACUCCAGCAACUCGGCUGGCUCUAUCAUCAGCAAAACACAUCGUUUUGCGAUCAAUCUCUAGCUAUCCAAUACCUCACCCACUCUCUCAAAUCAGACUCAAAUGACGCCCAAUCCUGGUACCUCUUGGGAAGAUGCUACAUGGCCGAACAAAACUACAACAAAGCGUACGAAGCAUACCAGCAAGCAGUCUAUCGCGACGCACGCAAUCCAACCUUCUGGUGCUCAAUAGGUGUAUUAUAUUAUCAAAUCAACCAAUAUCGGGAUGCAUUGGAUGCUUACAGUAGAGCCAUCAGACUAAACCCUUACAUUAGUGAGGUUUGGUAUGAUCUUGGAACUCUUUAUGAGUCUUGUAACAAUCAGAUCCAGGACGCCCUGGAUGCCUAUCAAAGAGCCGCCGAAUUAGACCCAAACAAUCCUCACAUCAAACAACGUCUUGAACUCUUACGCAAAUCCCAGACUGUCCACACACCACAGGGUGCACCCCCACCACCACCUCAGGACCAACAAGCGCAGCUACAACAACAAGCAAAAGCACAAGCACAAGCUCAGCAGCAGCAGCAACAACAACAACAACAACAAGCUGUAGCAGCACAUCAGCAAACAGUACAUAAAAUUCAACAACCGUCCCCACAACUGCAACCACAGCAGCAACCACCACAGAAGCCACAUCAGCAACCGCAACCGCAGCCCCAACCGCUGUACCAACCACUGUCACAACCACUGCUCCGACCACUGCCACAACCACUGCACCAGCCACCGUUCCAGACACUGUUCCAGCCACUGUUCCAGCCACCGUUCCAAGUACUGCUCCAAGUACUGAUCCAACAGUUGUUCCAACUGCUGCACCAAGCACAACACCGAUCGCCAAACCAAGCCCUGCAUCAAGCCCUGUUGCUGGUAGAGAUACCGCACGUCGCGAUAGUGUCGGAUUGGAGGCAGGUGAGGUUGUGUCUUCUGCGUCACCAUCACCACCAGCGUCUACAAAACCUACAGAAGAUAAUUUGUCGACCGAAGAAUCAUCGAGUAUUAAAAAGGAAGGCGAUGGACAGAAGCCAGACGAAAAGAAGACUUGUCCCUCUUCUCCUUCUUCUUCUCCUUCUUCUCCCUCGCCUAUUCCUUUGGCUUCUGUUGAUCACAAUACAGCGGCAACAACAUAAAAAGGGUCUUUAUUUUUUUUAAAAAAAAAAUCUCUAUCUAUCUUUACUUC
Phycomyces blakesleeanus NRRL 1555(-) is the source of this 1852-nucleotide messenger RNA. RefSeq lists its product as hypothetical. Gene Ontology annotation, molecular function: RNA polymerase II cis-regulatory region sequence-specific DNA binding; protein binding; chromatin DNA binding. The transcript has 9 exons. Gene Ontology annotation, biological process: regulation of gene expression. The record is from RefSeq and is a predicted model, not a curated record. NCBI's taxonomy places the organism in Eukaryota, Fungi, Mucoromycota, Mucoromycetes, Mucorales, Phycomycetaceae. The coding region runs from base 1 to 1824 and encodes 607 amino acids.